Molecule: messenger RNA, 1899 nt
Organism: Geodia barretti
Lineage: Eukaryota; Metazoa; Porifera; Demospongiae; Tetractinellida; Geodiidae
Source: the annotation of a GenBank genome assembly
ACACGCUCUCCACUGCGCAUGCGCAAACAAGGAGACGAAGAAGAUGAUAGCAGAGCGAUGUUUGGGAGUAUUGCUGCGGCCGAGAGCCUGCGGUUAUAGGACCCGCAGUCUUCUCCACACCGCUGUGGGCGUGGCCAGUCACCCAAAGAUCACCACCCAUCCUUCAGUGAACGCUAGAGAGGAGGAUGAGAGGUGGGCAGAUGUGGACAUGGGCCGAGAGAGUGACGAGUGUGAUGUGGUGAUAGUUGGAGGAGGACCUGCAGGACUCUCUGCUGCCAUUCGUCUCAAGCAGCUGGCGUGUGAGGCAGGGGAGGAGGUGAGAGUUUGUGUGGUGGAGAAAGCUCCAGAGAUUGGGGCUCACAUUCUUUCUGGAGCUGUGCUUGAGCCACGGGCACUGAAGGAACUGUUUCCAGACUGGAAGGAGAGAGGGGUGGGUGGAAGAUGAACACAUCUCACUACUGGUUUGUUUGACUCUCUGGCAGGCCCCACUGCACACACCAGUGGUGAAGGACAGAUAUUCUCUGCUCACAAAAUCUCACAGGAUCCCUCUCCCUGUUCCUAGGGGUACUCCCAUGCACAACCCUGGCUCCAACUAUAUAGUUCGUCUGGGGCACUUAGUUCGUUGGCUGGGGGAGCAGGCAGAGGAGGCAGGGGUGGAGGUGUAUCCUGGCAUUGCUGCCUCUGAGGUUCUCUACCAUUCUGACGGCAGUGUUAAAGGAGUGGCCACUGUUGACCAGGGAAUUGCAAAGGACGGCUCACCAAAGGCUGGCUUUGCCCGAGGAAUGGAGCUGCAUGCAAGACUCACUCUCUUUGGUGAGGGUUGCCAUGGCUCCCUCACCAAGUCUCUCUUCCACCAGUUCAACCUUCGACACAGCUGCCAGCCACAGACUUACGGCCUGGGGCUCAAGGAGCUGUGGGAGGUGGAGCCAGCGAAACAUUUCCCUGGACACAUCGAGCACACUAUUGGCUGGCCUGCCCCUAAUGACAUGUAUGCUGGCUCCUUCACUUACCAUCUUAAAGAAGGGGACACACCUCUUGUUGCAAUCGGCUAUGUUGUUGGACUGGACUACAAGAACGCAUAUGUCAGUCCCUACCAAGAGUUUCAGAUGUGGAAACACCACCCCCACAUCAGCAGGCUCCUGGAGGGAGGGCGAAGAGUGGGGUAUGGAGCAAGAGCUCUGAAUGAAGGAGGCUUGCAGAGUAUUCCACAGCUGGCCUUCCCCGGAGGAGCUCUCAUUGGCUGUGCUGCUGGGUUCAUGAAUGUCCCCAAGAUCAAAGGCACCCACACUGCCAUGAAGAGUGGGAUGUUAGCUGCAGAAUGUGCCUUUGAGGCUCUCUCCCAGACCUCCUCCAAUGCAUAGUGGUGGUAACGUGUGUUGCCAAACUAAAAGUCCUGAGUUCGAAUCCUGUGGUUGCCGUUUUUCUUUUUCUUACAACUUCUUUUACCACCUUCUUUGUCCUCUAGGUGUUCUGCUGGCCUCGUAUGAGGAGCAGUUGAAGAGGAGUUGGGUGUGGCAGGAACUGUGGAGAGUGAGGAACAGUCGACCUUCGUUCUCCUCAAGACUCGGGAAUCUGGGAGGAGUCCUAUACACUGGAGUGUCUCUGCUUUUGAUGAGAGGUCGCGAACCCUGGACCUUACGACACCACGGAGCUGACCACACCCACCUGAUGGAGGCCAGUUGCUGCCAACCCAGGAACUACCCCAAGCCUGAUGGGAAGAUAAGCUUUGAUCUUUUGUCCUCCGUAGCUCUCACAGGUACAAACCACGAUCAUGAUCAGCCACCUCACCUGACUCUGCGUGACGACACAGUCCCAGUUGACAGGAACCUGGCAGUGUUUGGUGGACCAGAACAGCUGUUCUGUCCUGCUGGAGUUUAUGAGUUUGUCCCUCGAGAGGAC